Messenger RNA from Parnassius mnemosyne (clouded apollo), 1080 nucleotides. The record is from the annotation of a GenBank genome assembly. NCBI's taxonomy places the organism in Eukaryota, Metazoa, Arthropoda, Insecta, Lepidoptera, Papilionidae.
AUGACCACCCAGGAGGCGAUGGAGCACCAACAUCACCAUUUGGGUGGUUCGCAAACCCCCCAUGAUAUUUCCAACUCGGCGAAUUCGACACCAACAAAUGUUUCGUCGAAAUCGGCCUUUAUAGAAUUACAACAGCAUGGCUAUGGAGCAUUCAAGGGAGGUUAUCAGCAUCCUCACCAUUUUGGAAGUCCUGGGGGCCAGCAGAAUCCUCACGAGGCGUCAGGGUUUCCCAGUCCUAGGUCCUUAGGUUAUCCUUUCCCUCCCAUGCAUCAAAACACGUAUGGUUAUCAUUUAGGGUCUUAUGCUCCACAAUGUGCCAGUCCGCCUAAAGAUGAGAAAUGUGGUCUCUCCGAUGACCCGGGACUCAGGGUAAACGGCAAGGGCAAGAAGAUGAGAAAGCCGAGAACGAUUUACUCCAGUCUGCAACUGCAACAGUUGAACAGGAGGUUCCAAAGGACUCAAUACCUCGCCCUGCCCGAGAGGGCGGAACUUGCGGCGAGUUUAGGGUUAACUCAAACGCAGGUGAAGAUUUGGUUCCAGAACCGACGCAGCAAAUACAAGAAAAUGAUGAAGGCGGCGCAAGUCGGAGCGCCACCUCCAAGCCUCGGUCUACCUCCUGGCAGCCCGCCUAGCAAUAACCAGUUAUUACAUGGUGGCGGUGGCAGUUCAAGUGGAUCCCAGCAUUCGCCCUCAGCGUACCAGAGCGGGGGUCCUACGCAAGCCCACUCUCCAACCCCUAGCUCCACGCCGGUCUCCGAGCUGUCACCUGGGCUGUCUCCCACGGGGACUCCGUGGGACGUAAAACAACCUCCACAACCCUCUUGGGAUGUAAAGGUUGGAUAUCCAAAUGCUGGUCGCUCGCCAGAUGCCUCAUGCGAUGUGAAGCCUCCACAUCAGCAGUCGUGGGACCCUAGGGUCGGAUACGGCGCGCCACCUGGCCCUUGGGACAUGAAGGGCGCGCACGCCCACGCUCUGCACCACCAGGGUGCGCCGCAACCGCACCCGCCCUACGUGCCGCAGUACUCCUGGUACCAAGCCGACGCCAACCCUGGACUUUUGACGGUUUGGCCCGCAGUGUAA